CAAAAAGAAAGAAAAAACCGAAAAUGGCCGGCCCGCGGCUCGGGACUUCCGGCCUGCUAAUGGUUCUCUUCUACAUGGCUUCGACUACAGCGUUAGUUCAAUCACCGCCGCAAGUUGUCAAACAACCGCCGUCGGACGAGCUGCUCUUCCAGGUGGCGCAGAGGAUCGACGAGAACGACAAGCCUUUCAUCAUCGAAUGCGAGGCGGAAGGCGAACCCGCCCCAAAGUACCGAUGGGUCAAAAACGGUUACGAUUUCCUUUGGCAAAGCUACGACGAUCGAAUCUCUCAACAGCCCGGCAGAGGAACGCUGGUCAUCACCACGCCCCGAGAUGAAGAUAUCGGGCAGUAUCAAUGUUUCGCGUCCAACGAGUGGGGAACGGCCACAUCGAAUUCGGUCUUUGUCCGAAAAUCGGAUCUCAAUUCCUUUAAAGAUGAGCCUCCGAUGACCGUCUCGGCUCAGGAGGGAUCGCCGUUCAGUUUGCGUUGUCAGCCGCCCGACGGCUGGCCCAAACCGUCCGUCUACUGGAUGAUGCAGAACUCGAACGGAGCCUUGCGCAGCAUCAACUCGUCGAGGAUGACGGUCGAUCCCGAAGGCACGCUCUGGUUCUCCAACGUCACACGUGAAGACACCAGUGAUGACUUUGUCUACGCUUGUUCGGCUACCUCACUCUUCCGAAACGAAUACAAGCUGGGCAACAAAGUGUACCUGGAUGUGAUUGCAACUGGCAGCGCUGCAGCCCAAAAUCGUCAUGAACCCGUCCAGCAGUACGUCUCUCGCAAAAACGCGGUUGCCCAUCGAGGCAAGAGCAUUGAACUGUGGUGCGUCUUUGGCGGUACCCCACUACCUCAGAUCCGCUGGACGAAAGAAGGUGCCGCGCUGCCAGCUGGCCGUACCACCUACUCUUCAUACGGCAAGACGCUGAUCAUCAAGAGCGUCGAUUCGGAAGACGCCGGCAACUACGAAUGCGAAGCUAGUAACGGUGUCGGAUUGGCCAAGUCUUAUUCCAUCAGCCUUCAGGUGUUGGCCGCUCCCUACUUUACCGUCGAACCGGAUGUGUACGUCGGAGCCGAAGACGAGACGGCCGAGUUCCGGUGUGAAGCCAACGGCUCGCCUUCUCCGGAGAUCAAAUGGAUUCACAACGGAAAACCAAUUGAAGAGGCGGCCGUCAACCCUCGCCGGAAGGUGUUCCCUAAUCGCAUCGUCAUCGAGCGUCUACAAAAGAGCGACACGGGCAACUACGGCUGCAACGCCACCAACAGUAUCGGCUACGUCUACAAGGAUGUCUACCUCAACGUUUUGGCUUUGGCGCCCGAUAUCGAAGACGCUCCCGACGAUGUGGCCACCGUUGACGGAUCGGCCGUCAAUUUGACUUGCAAAGUUUUUGGCUCGCCUAAACCUCUUGUCAAAUGGAUCCGCGACGGGUUGGAAUUGACUGGCGGCCGCUAUCGCGUUAUGGACAGCGGUGAUCUGGAAAUUAGGGAGGUGACCUUCACCGAUGCCGGCGUCUAUUCGUGUCACGCAACCAAUAAGUUCGGCUCGGCCAAUGCCAAUGGAACUCUUAUCGUCAAAGAGCGCACCAUCAUCAAGGACGGGCCAGAAGACUAUGAAGUCGCUGCCGGACAGACGGCCACUUUCCGCUGUAAUGCCGUGGCUGAUUCGUCACUCAACUUGACGAUCGACUGGCUGCAUGCAGACCAGCUGAUCGAUUUCGAGCAAGAACCGCGUUUUGUCCAGUCGCAGGAUUCGUCGUUGACUAUCACGAAGACGACGGAAUUGGACACUGGCGACUACACGUGCCGUGCCAAAACAAUCCUGGACAGCGCCGAGGACAAGGCUACGCUCAUUGUUCAAGACGUUCCCAAUCGGCCGCGAAUGGUGGGCAUCCAGUGCAACAACCGCGACGCGGCCAUCGAAUGGACACCUUCGGGCGAUAAUCGAGCGCCCAUCUUAACGUACACGAUCCAGUUCAAUACGAGUUUCACGCCCGACAGCUGGGAAGUGUCGUUUGAAAACGUGCCAGCCACCGAGACGCGCUUCAAAGUGGAGAUGAGCCCUUGGUCCAAUUACACGUUCCGUGUCAUUGCUCGUAAUAAGAUUGGCCCGUCGCUUCCAUCGGACCACUCGUCCAUGUGCACGACGCCUCCCGACGUGCCGAAUAAGAAUCCCGAUAAUGUAGAGGGACGUGGCACUUCGCCCACUAAUUUGGUUGUCACGUGGAACCCAAUGCCCGAGAUCGAACACAACGGACGCAACUUUCACUAUCGCGUCUACUGGCGUCGAGACAUACCUGGAGAAGAUUGGAACAUCGAAAUGAUUUCCGACUGGAGACAGUCGUCCAUCCUCAUACCCAAUCAACCCACGUUCAAACGCUAUCGCAUCAAAGUGGUGGCUUUCAAUCAGAUCGGUGAAGCCAAUGUUGCAGCACAAGAAGUUACUGGUUACUCUGGAGAAGACGUGCCGGUUGAAGCACCAACCAACUUCACUUUGAAUCAAAUCAUUGACGAACGAAGCGCCAUCCUUUCUUGGAACCCAGUCAAUCCGGAUUCUGUUCAGGGACACUUCAAAGGCUACAAGAUUGAGACAUGGACCGAGAAGGAAGGAGAGCUGCGAGCCCGUGAAAUGAUCAGCAACGCUUCAAAGGCGUUCGUUAACAAGUUUGUCCCGCACACAGUUAAUCUCGUCCGUGUUCGCGUUAUUAAUUCGGCGUACCGUGGACCGGCAAGCGAUAUCCUUUCCUUCAAGACACCGGAAGGAAGGCCCGGACCAGUGGAUUACUUUGAGGCGGCUCCUCUUGGUUCUUCGGCUUUCUAUUUGAUUUGGAAGCAACCGGAAGAGCCCAACGGCAAUCUGCGUGGCUACAAAAUCUUCUACGAAAAGGUAGAAGGUACGAAAAUUGGCCCGCAAAUCGAAAGAGAACCACCAAUUCGUGACCCGUUACAAACUCGAGCCAAAUUGGCCGGUCUCGAACCCAACACGAAAUACCGCCUUCACAUUAAAGCUAUGACCAUUGCCGGAGAAGGAGACGAUUAUUACAUUGAACGAAACACUCGCAACGGCAACGCAUACCCACCCGACAAGCCCCAGUUUACGUGGAAUCAGAUCACUUUAGACAAUGGAAUGCCGGCCAUCAAAGUUGUUUGGCAUCCGAACGUCGAUGGCCAACCUGGUUCCCACUUUUUCGUUCAAUACCGGCGAAAGGGCGAGACCAUCUAUAUCAAGAGCGAAGAUGAGUUCGAUGAGAACUUUAUCAUCUUGCGCGGCUUGGAGCCUAACCAACUGUACGAGAUCCGCGCCGUUGUCGUCGACGGUGAUUACUUUACCGAAAGUGACCCCGAAGAGGUGGAGAUGUACGCCGAUGGACCUUACAUCCAAGGAUCAUCCGCCGUAGCUUCGACCGGAUGGUUUAUCGGCAUGAUGCUGGCCCUUGCAUUAUUGCUCUUGGUCCUGGUUCUUGUCUGCAUCAUUAAACGGAACCGGGGUGGAAAGUAUGCCGUCCACGAAAGAGAGGCCACUCACGGUCGUAAAGAUUUCAACGAGGACGCCGGAUUCCACGAAUACUCGCAACCAGUUGGCAGCAGUCGCGCGCCGAGCAAAGCAUCUUUGAGUAGCGGAGCCAAAAUGCCACCCGAGAGCGAAGACAAUGAUUCGAUGGCUGAAUACGGUGAAGGAGAAGCAGGUGAAUUUGCUGAAAGUGGUUCGUUUAUUGGACAGUAUGGUCAAAGCAAAUUGCCAACUCCCUUUACGACAGCUAGUGUGGCAACUAUUGUUUAGAAACUCAACAUUUUUCUCUUCACACUACAACAACAAACAACAAAAGAUUCACACCGUUCCCUCCACUUCCUUUAUUUUUAUUUUAGUUUACUUUUUUUUUUUCCUUUUUUAAAUUAUUCUUCUGUCAGCCUGCCAAAAAAAAACAGAUAAAGGCUAACAUAAUUAUUUUUGUGGACUGCAAAAGCGUAAACAUUUUUUUCUUUCUUGUGUACAUUGUGCAAUGCUUUGUUAUGAGCUUUCUGCUGACUUCUUCGACAAGUUUUCUGCUCCUUCUUUCUUUGGUUUGUUUUUUGAAUCUCUCUUCUUUAUUCCGUUAUAUUGACUGCUUACUGGUUGUCAUAUCAAAUGUGUGUACGCGUGCAAGCGAAAGCCAAACGCAGGAGAGUUUAAUGCUGUCGUAGAAUUUCUAGUGUGUCGGAAGGGGGAGUGAGUUGUUGACAGGUGCCUACAUGAGUUUUUACAUGUGUCUAGUGCCGAUAUAUGCUCCUCUCCUACUUCUUGGACGAUACAACCCCUCCCAAAUAUUAUAUUCCUCUCCCUUCGAAAAUAAGCAGCUCCUUUCCACUCUACAUCCUUCUCAAACAACAUAAAUGCACAAAAGAGCCAAAAAAAGAAAACUUUUUUUGGACUAUUGCGAUCUUGAAAAAAAAAAACAAGGUUGAUCCAUCGAUCUGAGUUUCUUUACCACAUAGAUCUGGCUUUACUUGAAAGCCAACAUUUUGUUUGUUUUUUAGUGUUUUGUUUUGUAGUUUCAGUUCUGCAGCUUUUGCAGCUUUUUUUUGGCCAAAUAGCCAAAUCACAACCGUCCUGUUCAUUUUUUUUUUUUUUUUGGUUUUUCCCUACUUCUUUUCGUCGUCGUCCGCUGAUUUUUAUCUCUUCAAUCGCCUGCUUCUGUCCUUCCACACUUCGUGUAUUUGAUCUUUAUAUACAUUCCCCGCGAAAAAAAAAAUUGUUUGUGAAAGAAAAGCAGGUCAAUUAAUGGUCACUAAAAUUACAGUUUAACUUCAACAUUAAUAGUGCACUAUUGAUCUGUGUUUAAAAACGAGCAUGAGGAAACAACAUUAUGUUAUGUAAGAGAGCGCCUUGGUUCAUUCUGAGGCCUGGAUGACGCCAUAUAGCCGAUGUAUUUGCGAACAUAACACAGCUGCCGAAAGUGGACGGGGAAACAGCUAAUAUUUUUUAUAUGAAGCCCUCUUUCCCCUUUCUCCUUGGAAAUGAAUUUGAAUAAAAAGCUCGACACGCA
Messenger RNA from Daphnia carinata, 5016 nucleotides. Its product is annotated as neuroglian-like. The transcript is spliced from 15 exons. Gene Ontology annotation, biological process: homophilic cell-cell adhesion; synapse organization. Gene Ontology annotation, cellular component: axon; plasma membrane; neuronal cell body. The record is from RefSeq and is a predicted model, not a curated record. The coding region runs from base 24 to 3773 and encodes 1249 amino acids. Gene Ontology annotation, molecular function: protein binding; axon guidance receptor activity. Lineage: Eukaryota; Metazoa; Arthropoda; Branchiopoda; Diplostraca; Daphniidae.